Aspergillus aculeatus ATCC 16872 is the source of this 1815-nucleotide messenger RNA. Its product is annotated as MFS transporter. Gene Ontology annotation, biological process: transmembrane transport. Bases 1 to 1815 code for a protein of 604 amino acids. Gene Ontology annotation, molecular function: transmembrane transporter activity. The transcript is spliced from 2 exons. NCBI's taxonomy places the organism in Eukaryota, Fungi, Ascomycota, Eurotiomycetes, Eurotiales, Aspergillaceae. The record is from RefSeq and is a predicted model, not a curated record.
AUGGCCGCAUCAACUGAGAAAUCGUCCUCCCGACCGGCUCGGAUCCCCUACUGGCGCGUCCUGGUCGACCACGGCGCCGUCACCGACGACAUUAUCAACCACCCCUACUCCGGCCAGGGCACCGAGGAGGACCCGUUCAUCGUAGAAUGGAUCCCCGACGAUCCGCGCAACCCGAUGCUCUUCCCGCAGCACCGCAAGUGGACCUUCACCAUCAUCGCCGCCUUCGCCACCUUCGGCGUGUCGAUGGCCUCGUCCGCCUACGCGGGGAGCAUCGACCAGGUGAUUGAGUCCUUCGGCAUCGGCACCGAGGUCGCCACCCUGGGCGUGUCGCUGUUCGUGCUGGGGUUCGCCGUCGGCCCGCUGGUGUGGGCGCCCCUCAGCGAACUGAUCGGCCGGCAGCUGGUCUUCGCCAUCUCGUACCUGGGGCUCGCGGUCUUCUGCGCCGGGGCGACCGGGUCCCGCAACUCGUGGACCUUGAUCAUCCUCCGGUUCUUCGCCGGCUCGUUCGGAUCGUCCCCGCUCACGAAUGCCGGCGGCGUCAUCGCGGAUGUCUUCCCCGCUGAGGAACGUGGGCUGGCGAUGAGUUUGUUCGCAGGCGCACCUUUCUUGGGACCGACCAUCGGACCCAUCAUCGGAGGCUUCCUCGGCGAAAGCGCGGGCUGGAAGUGGGUGCAGGGCCUGCUGGCGGCCUUCUCCGGCCUCAUCUGGAUCAUCCAGUGCCUCAUGAUCCCCGAGACCUACGCCCCCUUGCUGCUCCGCGCGCGGGCCGAUCGGCUGUGCAAGCUGACCGGCAAGGUGUACCUCAGCAAGCUGGACCGGGAGCGCGGCCGCGUUUCCGUGGCGAACGCCUUUGGAGCGGCACUCCUGCGGCCCUGGGUGCUGCUCUUCGCCGAACCGAUCGUGCUGCUCCUGUCCUUGUACAUGGCGAUCGUCUAUGGCACCCUGUACAUGCUGUUCGACGCGUUCCCCAUCGUGUUCCAGGAGAUGCGCGGCUGGAGCGAAGGCAUCGGGUCCCUACCGUUCCUCGGGGUGAUGGUCGGGAUGAUGACGGCGGUGGGCUACAACAUGUACGACAACAAACGGUACAAGCGCAUCCACGAGCAGUACAACGGCUUCGCGCCGCCGGAGGCGCGGCUGCCCCCGACAAUGAUCGGGGCCAUCACCAUCCCCGUCGGAUUGUUCUGGUUCGCGUGGACCAACGGACCCUCCGUGCAUUGGAUCGUGUGCAUCAUCGCCGCCGCGCCCUUCGGCUUCGGGAUGGUGCUCGUCUUCCUGAACAUCAUGUCGUAUCUGAUCGACUCGUACACCAUCUACGCAGCCUCUGUAUUGGCCGCGAACUCGAUCAUCCGCAGCUGCUUCGGUGCGGGCUUCCCCUUGUUCACGACCUACAUGUACAACAACCUGGGCAUCCACUGGGCCUCCUGUAUUCCGGCGUUCUUGUCGCUGGCGUGUCUGCCGUUCCCCUUCAUCUUCUACAAGUACGGCGCAAGUAUCCGGCGGAAGUGCAAGUAUUCGGCCGAGUCGGAUGCGUUUAUGCGCAAACUGGCCGACAAGACCCUGCACCACCCAGAGAAGGAGGUCGAGGUGGAGGAUGAAGAGGCGGAAGCGGUGGCUGAUGAGGUGGACGUGACAGCUAUCGACCAUGAGCUGGACCUGGAGCGAGGCGACUCGCUCUCCACAGAGGAAGACUCGCAGCGGCAGUACGAAGCCAAUCCAUACGACAUUGACCGGGUGAAUACCCGCAACUCCGCCAUCACUCAGCGCUCGCGGUCGCGCUCCGUCCAGUCCAAGCGAAAGAAGUGGCUGGGGUUCUAG